Molecule: messenger RNA, 2614 nt
Organism: Cyprinus carpio (common carp)
Lineage: Eukaryota; Metazoa; Chordata; Actinopteri; Cypriniformes; Cyprinidae
Exons: 7
Coding region: 1785-2543 (252 amino acids)
Molecular function (GO): ubiquitin-protein transferase activity
Source: RefSeq, a predicted model, not a curated record
AAAGUUCAUUUAUAUCAGGAAUUCAACUUAAAAUGUGAAACUAAUAUAUUAUAUAGGCUCAUUGCUUGGAAAGUGAGAUAUUUCAAGACUUUAUGUGUUAUAAUUUUGAUGAUUAUAGCUUACAGCUUGUGAAACCCACAAAAUCAAAAUUUCAUAAAAUUGGAAUAUUACAUGAAAUCACACAGUAUUGCACAGUAAUCCCAUGGUCAUUGAACCAGGUUUUGGUUAUUUUGGCAGUGUGUGCAGGUGAAAAUCCUGCUGGAAAAUCAUCUUCAUCUUCAUAAAGCAUCUUCAUAAAGCUUUUCUGCUGAAGGAAGCAUGAAGUGCUCUAAAUGUCCUGGAAGUCCAUGUAUACAUCCACAUUCACACACACAAACACAAACACACACACACACACAGAAAUAGAGUUGACUUUCUGACUUGGCUUAUAUGCAUGUUUAGUGUGUAAGUAUUUAUAAUGCAUAAUAAUGAUAAUAUACAUAGUAAUAUGCAUACAAGCUACAAUAUUGAUAGUUUCACAGCAGCUUUACAAUAGUAACAAAUUCAAAACAAAUUCUGCUGUAAAGCAGUUCUAACAAGCCAAUAGUGUCAAUAUUCAGCUCAAGUCACUUCAGUCUUGAUUCAAUUCAGUUCAAUAACUGUAAAAUUCAAAAGUUGUGCAUACAUCAGUUUAAUUAGUGUAAAUGUACAUGUGAUAAACUCUUAUACACUGCACUUAACAAGCAAAAGACACAAGAUAGUGUUUUACAUUUUUCACAUCUAUGUGUAGUUUGGUGUGUAUGUGGAUAAUAUUUGUGUGCAAUUUUUGGUAGAGUUAAAAUAGCUUUGAACUAAGAGUUUGCUUUUGCAAGAGAUGUCCAAUGUUUUAAUUUUGUUUGUUUUGUGGUUUUAUGUGCUGAGUUUCAAGAAGCCAUAUCAGAAAUUGUGUGUGUGAGAAAAAUGUGGAAAAAAUCCUGUUUAUUUUAGUUCAGGACUCCAUAAUGCAGGUGUUACUAAUCUGUACUUAAUCUUUGUUUUAGACAGCAAGUUUUUUUUUUUUUUUUUUAAGCCAUUUACUAUUUAUCAAGGCCUAUUCACAAUUUAAACCUUGCAGGAAACUGCCCCUUGAAAAUGGGGUGUGAGCUCAUUUUAAAUUACAAUUACAGACAAACACAAUUUAACUUAACUAUUAACACACAAACAAUUGUACUUUUCACAUUUAUGUUUAUAGAAAUCAUUCACAGCGCAAGGCAGAAAAAUAAAGAGAACAACUGAAUGUUAUUAAGAGCUUUUGGUAUUGGACUUGGUUUUGCAGUGCCCCCUUUUCAUUACAAAACUGCUUAGCAAUGCUUUAGUUUUUUUUUUUUUUGGUCAUUAAAUUUGCCUAUUUUCACAUGUACCGGUAACCUUUAAACAUUUCCCGUUUUCCCCCAGACCUCUUAUAUCAAUUAAUUACGGUAUGUUUAAAAAAAUAGGUAUCAUUAUAUUAAUAGGUGGAUUAAUGGAUUUACCUAAAUUGCUGGAUUUAUUCAAUCAUUUUAAUAGUAAAAUAACAUAUUUUUCAUAUUAUUUCACUUAAAUACAAAAAACCUUUCAGUAGGCUACAUGCAUGCAAUGACCAGUUAAAUAGACCAUCCAUUAAGUGUCUCUUGUGUCCUUUUUUGGAAAAGAUAAUUAUAAAUAAAAUGGCAUUUCAUGAUUAUUGUCGCUAGAUGGCCUUAACGAGAUAUAGAGGACAUUAACUGGAACAACGAGGAAAGGCCGAGUGCUCUUAAAUUCCCAUCGAAUGUAACAUCAGCACGAUAAUGACACUGAGGAGCAGACUUGAGGCUUUAAAUACAAGAUUUAAUGCAUUAAUUCAAAAUCGAUUGAGAAAUGAAGACGAAGACAACAAUUUGUCAACAGAACACAACACAAUUGACAGACUGAGAAUGUUCCAAAGCAACAUCCCCAAUGAAGUCCCAGCCACGACUAGGAGGAGAGCUGCUAGGCAGAGCAUCAUUAGGAUUUCUUUCAUUGAAAAUAGCGGGGAGCAUCUCAUCACAACACAACGUACAACGGUUAAAAAACUAGUUGUGCCAUUUUCAAUGAAUGAGAGAGCAUUUCUUCAGAAAAUUAGGGAAGCGUUUCUGAUAAUUGGAGAGGGUGGAAUUGAAAUCUGCAGAGUUGACAGGAGGAGAAGGGUAAUACCUGCUGAGCUGAGCUCAGUUUGCCCUUCAGUUAUAAAAGCAUGUCCACAGUUUGGCAGGUCAGCGGUAUAUGUGAGGCUUAAGAACACCUACAGUUUGGCUGGCACACAACAUGAGAGCAGCAAUGAGGUGAACUGUCAAAGCAGUACUACUAACACAUCCAGUUCGGCUGGCACACAACGUCAGAGCAGAAAUGAGGUGAACUGUCAAAGCAGUACUACUGAUCCAAUUUGUGGAAUCGUAGAAAAUGUAGGUAAUGCAGGAACAAGUAGCAUGGAUCAUCAGCGGCGCCAGUUGGAAUCCUUUGAACAAAGGCGAAGACAGGUAUUUAUUUAUUUACUUUUUUCUGUUUUAAUCACGUUUUCCUAUAUAUGAUAUAAUGUGUGUGUGUAACAUUUAUACAUUUUUUUUUUUUUUUUAAAGAAAAUUGCUGAAAGGAGGGCACA